GUGUGGAUCCCAUGCCCUCAGUGCCGACAGAACACGCCUCGGCCCAGAGGAGGAGCAGCGGGGCUGGACCUGGAUCUGGCCUCCUUCCUGGGUGUGAAAGCCCAGCAGACCUGCUCAUCCACCUGGAGUUCCAGCCGCAGGGAGGGGACUCAAGCCGGAGAUGUAACCCAGGAUGGGAAGCUGUGGCUGGGGAAGGAGGUCACCGAUGAAGGCUGGUCACACGGAGGUCUUGCUGAGCCACGUUUCCAUCGCUACGGCAACUGCUGCCCGCUGCCAUCCUAUUGGUUGUGCUGCUGGCUGUGCUGCCCGGGCCGGGGCUAG
Messenger RNA from Morone saxatilis (striped sea-bass), 321 nucleotides. RefSeq lists its product as uncharacterized. The record is from RefSeq and is a predicted model, not a curated record. NCBI's taxonomy places the organism in Eukaryota, Metazoa, Chordata, Actinopteri, Moronidae. The transcript has a single exon. The annotation marks the transcript as partial.